UUCCUGUGAAAAGUCAGCUUCACCACAAACGAAUCAACGCCCCACCAAAAGCUGAGUUAGCUUGUGAGGGGAAACCUCGAUAAACGUUUGCUCACACACGACUACUUGGCAAAAAUGGAGGGUAAAGAGCCUCGUGAGCCCAACUUUAAAGAUGGAUUUGAGAGGCUUGUUUGUCAAGAAGACUUGGAAGAUGAAGAACAUCAAAAUUACCACCAGGCCAAUAGAAUAAAUCUACAAGUGCUCACCUUCAGCAUGGGGAGAUGCAGGACACUGGCCUCUGUGAGCAUGAUGGUUCUGGCUGCCGCUCUGCUGAUAGCUGACAUCGCCCUGGCUGACCAGUACAAAAAACGUACAGAUGCUCAUCUUACAUCUGCUGAUGUCGAGCGUAUUGGUGAAGAGGUGGCCAAACUUCAGGGGGCUUACCACACUGCCGUGGAGUCAAUGAAGGGUGCACAAAAGCAGCUUAACAUCGAGAGGGACUCUCAGACAGAAACCAUCUUUGAGUUAGAUCACCAGAAAAAAAGAAGCAAAGACUACCAAGUUCAGAUUGGUCAACUUCAAUGGGAAGUUUCAACAAUGAGGUCCCACUUACCAAUAAUUAGUGAUGGCUGCAAAUAUUGCCCUGAAGGGUGGCUCUUCUUGAACUCCUAUUGUUACUUUUAUCCCUUUUCGGCCCGUUUUGGACUCAAAACGUGGCAACAAGCUAGAGAGUUCUGUCAAAUGUAUGGAGGAGAUCUUCUAGUGAUAGACAGCAAAGACAAAGAGAACUCAACUGUGAGGUUUUUGAUGAAAAACAAAAACCCAUCAAGUUCAAGUGAUCAACCUUUCUGGUUUGGACUGAGAGGCUUGGAGGGGACUUGGAAGUGGUUGAAUGGAGCAGUCCUGACUGAAGGAUUCUGGAUGCAAGGACAACCAAAUAACCAAAAUAAUAACGAAGACUGUGCUGCAGUUACGGCCAAGACAAACAUCUUCCAGGCUUGGAACGUCGCCAACUGUGAUUCACGACGUAAAUGGAUUUGUGAAAAAGUAUCAUCCACUCAGACUGAACCUCUUUAAACGAGAAAUGAUCACAAACCUUUCUUAAAAUCAGUGUUUUUGUAAUCAAAUACGGAAAAAAGUACAGCAGUACAUAAAAACAAAGAAGGGAUAUUUUUCAAAAGUCUGCUGAACAUCCAUUACAUAGUGCCUAG
Oryzias latipes (Japanese medaka) is the source of this 1190-nucleotide messenger RNA. RefSeq lists its product as uncharacterized. The record is from RefSeq and is a predicted model, not a curated record. Lineage: Eukaryota; Metazoa; Chordata; Actinopteri; Beloniformes; Adrianichthyidae.